Molecule: messenger RNA, 1506 nt
Organism: Gilbertella persicaria
Lineage: Eukaryota; Fungi; Mucoromycota; Mucoromycetes; Mucorales; Choanephoraceae
Product: flavoprotein-like protein
Exons: 2
Coding region: 22-1425 (467 amino acids)
Molecular function (GO): FMN binding; NAD(P)H dehydrogenase (quinone) activity
Source: RefSeq, a predicted model, not a curated record
UUUAUCGACUCAGUUUGCCUUAUGAAUAAGCCUGUAGUUUACAUAGUUAUUUAUUCAUUGUACCAACAUGUGUACAAGCUUGCCUUAUCUGUAAAGCAUGGAUUAGAAGAGCAAGGCGUCAAUGCCCAAAUAUUUCAAGUAGCUGAGACAUUAACAGAUGAAGUACUUGCUAAAAUGGAAGCGCCACCCAAACCUGAUAUCCCCAUUAUGACUGUCGAAAAACUUUCAGAACCUGACGGUAUUCUCUUUGGUCUCCCCACACGCUUUGGUACCAUGCCGGCUCAAAUGAAGACGUUGUUGGACGCCAGUGGUGCUCUUUGGGCCAAAGGUGCUCUUGCUGGUAAAUUUGCUGGUACUUUCUUUUGUACUGCAUCUCAACACGGUGGCCAAGAAACAACUGCCUUGACAGCUGUUACUUACUUUGCUCAUCACGGUAUGCUUUUUGUACCUUUUGGUUACGCUCAUCCUUCCAUUAUCGAUAAAAAUGAUGAUCAGGUUGUAGGAGGUAGUGCAUAUGGUGCAGGCACAGUGUCAGAUGGUGAUGGAUCAAGACAACCUAGCUUGGUUGAAUUGGAUAUUGCAAAGCAGCAAGGUGCGAAUUUUGGAACUGUGGUGGGCUGUUUUGUUAGAGGACGAUAUAAAAGUGAUAAUGUCAAUCAAAAGGUUGCCGCUGUUGGUGAGACAAGCAGCAAUGAUGCUACUGGUAAUACUCCUACUACAGAGGCUAGUGGAACUAGUACUAGUGAUGCUGGUGCUACAAACGCACCCGCCGAACAAGGUGAAAGGAUAUCAGGUGCCACUAGAGUUGGAGACUCAAACGCUGGAAAAGUUGCAGGUGCUGGCGUUGCAGGUGCUGGAGUAGGUGCUGCAAGUGCAUUGGCUGCUUCUAGGUCAAAAAGUGAUACGAGUGCUGAUAAAACUACUGAUAUUGACAGAACUACUGGCGUUACAAAUACACAUAAUACUAAUGUCCCUAACGCUCCUGCCAAUACUAGUAUGAUAAAAUCUACAAGUGAUAAAAAUGCUAUUGAUGGUCCCAAUACGUCCUCUGCCUCUGUUCCUCCUAAUACUACUACUGUCAACACAGAUACGGAUCUUGCCACUCCUGAAACCGCAAACAAAACAAACACCCCAACCACUACAGGAGCAAGCACUCAUGUGGGCAAUAAUCAGAAGAGUACUUCAGGUUUAGGCUUAACUGCUACAGGUCCUACUGAUUCUUCUGGUAUCGCCAAUCAGGACAAGACUAAGCAAUCAUCAGCAGACUCAGUAGUAAAAGCAGCAGCAGCAGCUAGUGAUGGAAAAGAUCCUACCAAAGUAGGUGCUGAAGCUGGUGCAAAUGCAGCUAGCUCUGCAAACGCUCUACCCAAUACUAAAAAGCCAAAGCAAAGCAAGCUAAAGAAGUACUUUUGUUGUGGAUUUUAAAAACAAGUUGAUAUGGUUUUAAUGAAUAAUAAUAUACAUUUUAGUGAAAUAUAUACAAAGGAAUAAAUAAGAUUAUAUAUA